AUGGUGUCUAUCCCAACGCUUUUGCAUGAUACUAUAAAAGAUCUCCAUCAUCUCAGUGAGUUUCGAGAUAAAAACGAAGAUGAGCUACGAGAGUAUUCGGUCCGAGUUGUGCGUCACCUCCUACUUCUUCUCGAAAGUGAUAGACAAAAGAGUCACAAAGUUACCAUAGAAACGAGCGUGUUUCUGCCAUUCGAAGCAACUUUCUUCUCUUCUAAUGAGUCUCUUUCUACGAAUGUCUGCCAUUUCUUGCAUGAUCGUGUUGAGUCACUAACUCCAGACACCAUGUACCAUCAGCUUUUGGUUGUAUUGGCAGAAGAGACUGGGCCCGAGCCUCGACCAGUUCGCAUCAAAGAAACGUACUCUCGUCUUGUUUCGCAAUUCUCGACAUUAGUUUAUCGGUUUACUCAACUUCAUAGCUCGGCUGAAGCAGAGUUCUUGCUGUUCCUCUCUAAAUGCUUUACCUUAGAACAAUCGUACUACUCAAAUCUUAGAUCUCGCAUCGAUGUAUAUCCGGAUCUGGAUACAGAGAAAAUAAUUAAUGCCUUAGACAGCUUUAUUGACAAACCUCAGGCUGAAAUCACCACACAACUGCUUGAGAGCAUGUUUAGUUACGAAGAAAUGCAGCAGAAAGCAUCAGCAGAGGAGGUGGGCUUCCGAAGCUCAGAUUCAUCUUUGAAUAGCUUUUACUCCAAAUUCCUACAACUCUCUUUGCUCAAGCUGUCGGAGGACUUUCAAGAGCAUUCAUCUGCCUACCUCAAGGUGAUGCUAAAUCUUUACAUGAAGUCUCUCCGCGCUGAGUUUUUGGAGGUUGAUGAGUCGUCCCAGUACUCAAAAAUUUUGCUUUUAGUUGAUUUUAUCUGCUCUGAUGAGUCUGCGAUUCUACCGAUGUCGUAUAAAGACUUUAUCGUAAAAAUUCUCCAAAAUGAGAUCAAACUGCCGAUUCCAACUAGCGCAUCAACGCAAAAGAUUCUAGAAUCAGAUUUUUCUCGCGAGACCGGAGUCCAAUUGCUGCCAAGUGAGGCGCUUGGCCUCAUCUCUGACGUUCUGGCUGUGUUUGAAAGUCUGAUAGAGUCAGGUAUACAAUUGAAUUCAAAUUUCCCGAAAUGCUUUCGUUAUUAUCUCAUCCUUGUGUUGGAGCAAUUUCCAGAGAGUGCUGGCGCUCUUGAUUUCUCUUUUAUCAAAUUAGUGAGGGAUAUUACUCAUGAAAUCAUCAAUUUCGAAGCAACAAACUCCGAUGAGGAUUCCCGCCUCUUUUUAAUAGUGGAAAAGCUCCACCUGGCCCAGGAUAGACUCAUGAUGGGAAAUUCACAACAAACUCUUUUGAUGCGGGCGUCUUUGUUAGAGUAUCUCAGACUGAGUCUGUUCUUAUCGAAGUGCCUUCGUGAUUGGAAUAUGAAGUUGUUGGCCGUUCGCCAAAUGGACCUCUUGCUUGAAGAGCGGUUUGGAACUAGCAAUGAACGGAAGUCUCUAAAGAAGUGCUUUUCGAGAUGGUAUAAUAGAAGGGUUAAGUCCCGGGAAUUGCUUAAGCAUGCUGCAUUUUACAGUGAUACGCGCCUUCUAACACGUUUUCUUAAUGAGUUCUUCAUCAAGCCACAAAUUCAGAUUGCAGCUAAGGAAAACCUAGCAAGGGAAUUUGUGUUGAAACGAUUUUUCAAAGCGUGGUCCUUUAAGACCAUUUUGCUACACCAGAGAGACAAAGAGGCCAUUGCACACUAUACUCAAAGAAUCUUGAGAAUCAAUUUGACGAAAAUGCAUCAGCUAUGUCUUCAAAGGAAGUACAAUGUCAACACGGCACUUCAAUUUCAUGAUGAAUCUUUGAGAAUCAAAAAUAAGAAUUUAUUGGUCCAAAUUCUCGAGAUUUGGCGCAAUGAAUGGCAAGCACUGUAUCCAGAAAACAGAGAUUCACAACUAAUAUCUAAUCGUUUCCAGCAGCUUGAUGCUCUCGGACGGUCAUUGGCUUUACGAAAACCAUUUUCAAUUUGGCAAAAGAAGUCAAAUUUACGCAACCUCUCCUAUGAGUUUUUCUUAAAGCGGAAAGAACUGCUAUUGAGGUCUGUUUUCUCAAAAUGGGUUUCAUAUUCUAAGAUCAUCAAAAUAAAAAACGAACAUAUUCUUCGGCACAAUCACCUGCUCAAGCAAAUCUUCUUCACACAUUGGUAUACCGACUGGAAAAGUGUUGUUGCCGCAGCCCAAAUGGAGCGUCAAACGCUUCUAUCUCGGAGCCUCCGUCUGUUCAAGUUGCACAAACUCGAGUGUAACUUCGAUAAAAGGCACAAAUUAAAUUCCCUUCGACUCUCAAUGAAAAUCUGGCAACUAAAAAGUAAAUCAAGGGCCGCGCAUACAUCCAAGAAUAAGGGCAUCCUUGAUAACUGGGCAGAAAAGUACCAGAAGCAGCAGCAAAAUAAGUCGAAAGCUGUUGUGGUUUAUGAUUCUAAACUUCGGAGUCGUAUAUUGUAUUACUGGUUAGAUUCACUAACGUUUAUCGACAACCUGAGAGAAGUCGCAGAUCUUAAUUUCCAGAGAAAUAUACUAAACAGAAUCUCCCGAACUUUUCAGAAACACCAAAACCAGAAAUUUAAAGCCGACGCCCACUAUAAAUUGCUUCAAGAAUCUCAGAAGUCUUCGCUAAAACGAAAGGUAUUCGACUUUUGGUUGUCUAUACACCACGAGAACUUCGAAAAAGAGGCCGAAAAUCGUAUACAAAAUUUUCAAUCCGCGUUCACAGAUCGGCGCAUCAACAAAGUGGUGUUCAAGUUUUGGUUGCUGCGCAUGAGGCAGAUACAACAGAAUGAAGUCCAUCUCGAAAAUGCAUUGAAGAAAUUCCAGCGAUCGAGUUUGAACGUGCAAUCCUCGUUUCUUUCCUGGGUUAAUUCAACGAGUCGCAGGUAUGAACUUGCUGAGCAAGCGGAUGAAUUCUACGCAGUAGGCGUUUAUGGCAAGAUUUGGAGAGCUUGGUUUUCGAAAUACGCCCGAAUCGUGAACUACAUGAAUUUACAAGCUGAGAACAUCUCGGAUCGGAAAGAUUACGAGUCUGCGGUGGCAAUAUUGCGGAAAUGGUACUACAAGCACGCCACUAUCGUGAGUGCAACAGAGAACAUCUGCAACAAGUUUCUCGACAAAAAAAAGAGGCUCAACCUCAAAAUAAUGUUCGAGCUAUGGGUACAUAAGUUGCAAGCGAAGCACAGGGAUAUUUUGGAAGAAGAUUACGAAGAAGCUGAGCUGUCAUUCGGGAGUAACUCCUCUCCUUUGGCAAGAAAGAAUGUGAAAUCAAACAAAAGCAGCUCCUAUUUCGCAAACGAAACAUAUUAUUUUUCUCCAAUGGAGACAAGCUCACCAUCUCCGUUUACUCCUGUGAAAAACAGGGCUAGUCCCACAAGACUUCAGGAAACAAAUCAGAGGAUAAAGCUCAAUAGAAUGGAUGCUUUGACCCAACAUUUCAGGCGGGCCAAUACACUAGAAGAUCGGAAAGGAAGUGCACUUAAAACAAGUUCUAUCCCGAGGCUCUCGCCCCCUAAGAAACAGGUGAGAUCGGAGACGGUAGCAGGUCCUCCUCCAGCACCCAACUUCAACACUUUAAAGACUGAUGCGAACGAAACUAAUGGCGCUGGAUCGGACUCAACUGAAAGACUAGACUCUACCACUGAAAUUGGUAGCAGUUCCUUCGUGGAUCUCGCAAAGAGCCUGCAACGGAUUAAGCCAAUUGUUAUUCCGUCAGACGAAUCACCGAAAGAAUUGUCGUAUUCCUCGUUGAGUACCUUGAAAGAAAGGCUACAGUCUGCGCAGUCAUCUCCGAUUAGAAGAUCCAAGCAAAAUAACUUUUAG
Molecule: messenger RNA, 3822 nt
Organism: Australozyma saopauloensis
Lineage: Eukaryota; Fungi; Ascomycota; Pichiomycetes; Serinales; Metschnikowiaceae
Gene: SFI1
Product: Sfi1p
Exons: 1
Coding region: 1-3822 (1273 amino acids)
Source: RefSeq, a predicted model, not a curated record